AUGAUAUCUCUUUUCCAACUCUUGACCACCUUGGCCUUCGUCGUGUACCACGUCUCUGCUUACUCAGGUGUAGUGACCGGCUUUAAAGCUCCUAAAAAUCUUCGUGCCGCUACUCCCUUCAAGGUGACGGUCGAUUUUACCGACGAAACUUUUGCCCCUCAAACUGACUACGGUAUUGUUUGGGGACUCCGAAGUGAAGAUGAGUAUUGUACAGACUGUGUUGGGAGGGCAUUUCAGUUUACGGAUUUGAACGCCAAUACAGGAGCUUAUCAACCACAAUUGGAAUUCAGUCUAGAGUUCUUCGGAGCCUUUGGGGGACCAUUAUUUGGCGGAGGGAACUUCACCCUUGUAGCAGCUGUUACUAGGGCCGUCACGAAUCCCUGUCGGUUGCUCCAAGCGCCUGAAAUUCGAGGAUUUUUGCUCAAGAUGUCGAGGAGUACGAGUACUAGUGCUCGUAUGUUCAGGGAAGAUUGGACGACAUGCCGGAUGGGAUCUUCUCUUCCCCCGCUGCACUCUGCACUUACAGUCAUUUCAAAGAAACAUGUUCACAUUCGCUCUACUCUUCCUCUCGAUAAUUGCCUUCUUGUCAAGGUCCGCACUCGCUGUGGACGGGAUCGUUACUGGGUUCACGUCACCGGUCAAUAUCGCAGCAGUUCGACCGUCACAGUCACGAUUGACUUCACCAAUAUCCGGUAUUCGAUCGAGAACGACUAUGGAAUCAUCUGGGGAUUGGUUCCUCCGACUUACGGCUGUACCGAGUGUGUUGGCAUACGUUUGGGAUUCACAGAUCUCUAUGCUAUAAGUGGCUCAUACGAAGCCCAGCGUGCUAUAACCUUACAGAUUCCAGGAGAUGUGGGAGGAAACUACACAUUGACCGGGGCCGUGACAGGGGAUGGUUUCUCCGGAGAUUAUUACAUAUGUGCCUGUGCCCGUAAGACCGCAUGUGCGGCGCCCAGGCUACCCGAGUCCCCUCAUCACGCACGGUUCCAAAGGUCCCUUCGGGACGGCGGUCAUACGGACAAGUCGAAUCCACAGGGAUAA
This is a messenger RNA of Tremella mesenterica DSM 1558, 1041 nucleotides long. RefSeq lists its product as uncharacterized. Bases 1 to 1041 code for a protein of 346 amino acids. The transcript has 9 exons. The record is from RefSeq and is a predicted model, not a curated record. NCBI's taxonomy places the organism in Eukaryota, Fungi, Basidiomycota, Tremellomycetes, Tremellales, Tremellaceae.